AUACACGACACUAGUCUCUUCAUUCCCACUCUGCGCGCAGAUGCAGAAGUUGACUCACCCCAAAACUCCCUAGAUUUUAUCGGAAAAUCUUUGACAAAGGAUUUAUAAAUUCAUAAAUGAGUCAAAUUCUCAAUCCCCGAAACCCCACGAAUCUCUCUCCUCAAAAAAUCCCACUUCUCAUGGCCACUUCCGCCGCCGCCAUCGACACCAAAAAACCACCGGAGCAGCCACCGGGCACCAGCUACUGGACAUGCAAAAAAAACGAUUUCUUCCCGGAAACUUCCUUCAAUUCAUUCUCAGACUACAAAUCAGCCCUUUCCCAGAUUUACCCACGUCUCAAGGACAGGGUACUGAGUCGUUCCUCCGACUCGUUCGAACUCGUUGAGUCGCAGAAAGAGAGUGUGAACCCCAUGAAAAAAUGCCUGACAUGGUGGGACCUUAUAUGGAUGAGUUUCGGGUCCGUUGUUGGGUCGGGUAUUUUCACGAUUACGGGUCAAGAAGCACAUAAUCAUGCAGGUCCAGCAAUCUUAAUAUCCUAUGCAAUUUCUGGGUUUUCUGCUUUGUUAUCUGUUUUUUGUUACACAGAAUUUGCUGUUGAAAUCCCUGUUGCUGGUGGUUCAUUCUCUUUUCUUAGGAUUGAAUUGGGUGAUUUUAUUGCUUAUAUUGCUGCUAGUAAUAUCUUGCUUGAAGCUGUUGUUGGUGCUGCUGGUUUAGGGAGGGGAUGGUCAUCUUAUUUUGCCAGUAUGAUUAAUAGUAACUCCGAUUUCUUGCGAAUUCGGAUUAAUUCCUUUUCCGAGGGGUUUAAUCUUCUCGACCCUAUCGCUGUGAUUGUGCUGUUAAUCGCGAAUGGUAUAGCUAUGUCCGGGACUAGGAGAACGUCAUUUUUGAAUUGGUUGAGUUCAGUGUUGAGUGCAUUGGUUAUUGUUUUUAUAAUCAUUGUAGGGUUUAUGCACUCAAAAACUGAGAAUUUAACACCGUUUUUCCCAUAUGGGGCUGAAGGAGUGUUUCAGGCUGCUGCUGUUGUGUACUGGUCUUAUACAGGGUUUGAUAUAGUUGCUACCAUGGCUGAAGAGACUAAGAAACCAUCUAGGGAUAUUCCAAUUGGGUUAUUGGGAUCAAUGUCUGUUAUAACUGUGAUUUAUUGUUUGAUGUCAUUGACAUUGACUAUGAUGCAAAAGUACAGUGAGAUUGAUGUGAAUGCACCUUACACUGUUGUUUUUGACAAGAUUGGUAUGAAAUGGGCAAAGUAUUUAGUGUCUGUUAUUGCUCUUAAAGGGAUGACCACCAGUUUGCUGGUGGGUUCUCUAGGACAAGCUCGUUAUACGACACAGAUUGCUAGGGCACAUAUGAUUCCUCCAUGGUUUGCUCGUAUUCAUCCGAAAACUAGCACUCCUAUCAAUGCCACAUUGCUUGUGACUAUUCUCAGUGCUGUUAUUGCCUUCUUUUCGAGUUUGGAUGUUUUAUCUAGUGUCUUCUCAUUCAGUACACUCUUCAUUUUUAUGCUUAUGGCUAUGGCAUUGUUAGUAAGACGCUACUACGUUGCAGAUGUUACGCCAAAGCAAGGGCUAUACAAAUUUCUUGGAUGCUUGUUUUUCAUUGCAAGCUCUUCAAUUUGCUUGACAGUACUGUGGAACGUAAAGCACAGCUGGAUUGGUUAUACUGUUUGUGGAGUGGUUUGGUUUGCUGCUACUUUGGCAUUGCAGUUACUGCCAAAACAGCGAACCCCAACGAUUUGGCAGGUUCCAUUAGUCCCAUGGUUGCCCUCAUUGUCGAUUGGGAUGAAUAUAUUUCUUAUAGGAUCAUUGGGUUAUCAGGCAUUCCUAAGGUUCUUCAUCUGUAGUGCAGUAAUGCUACUGUAUUAUCUCUUUGUGGGUGUGCACGCGACUUAUGAUGUUGCUCAUAAUGAAGUGACGGAAAGGAAGAUUGAGGAAGCAAAGGAGGACAGCAAUCAAGUGAAGCUCUAAUGCAAACCAUUUAGGCAAUUUAUGCUCUCUCUUGGUAUUUCAUUUUAUUCUUAGAAUCUUCAAUUCAUUUAGGGAGUAAAUAAUUGUAUAGUGCUCUUAUUAAAGAUCAUUUACAGAACAAUGGGUACUUGGAACAUUAGGUUUCUUUUAUGAAUAAUUUCAGAGGCUGCUUUACCUGGAAA
Molecule: messenger RNA, 2146 nt
Organism: Spinacia oleracea (spinach)
Lineage: Eukaryota; Viridiplantae; Streptophyta; Magnoliopsida; Caryophyllales; Amaranthaceae
Product: cationic amino acid transporter 8, vacuolar
Exons: 1
Coding region: 117-1964 (615 amino acids)
Biological process (GO): transmembrane transport; amino acid transport
Cellular component (GO): plasma membrane
Molecular function (GO): amino acid transmembrane transporter activity
Source: RefSeq, a predicted model, not a curated record